CGUCAACGUGCUUUUCCCUCCCUCCAUCGACAUCUGCUUCGAACUUUGGUAUCGCCAGCAAUUCUUUCCCCGCCUGGAUCGAUAUCUUUUCUUCCAUGGUUUCCCUCGACGAAACUCCUGCGAUAUCCUUCACGCCUUGUAUGUGUCUUGGGGACAAAUAGUCGUCGCGGCCGUGUUAUAAGCUCCGUGCCUUGGCACCUAACUCCCCUGCGUAGACAGCCUCCACCCGUGAUAAUCAGCCAUUGAGUAUCACACCAAGCCGCCUCACUCGCCCAGCUCCUGCCAGGUCGAACUUACCGGCCGUUCAACAGAGCCCGUAAUGGCUCAGUCGGCAGACCACCUCGUCGAUCAGAUCGCCCAGCUCAAUGCUGCCCGCAAUCUCGUCCUGGGCGACGCUGCCUUCUACCCUCAGAUCGUGAACGGUGUCCUGCCUAUAAUCGGCGCGCGUGCGCGACUAGAACUGCGAAGAUGGGGAGCCGAGUUCCUGGCCGAAACAUUUGCUAGUCCCGCGCUGGCUUCGGCACAGAAGGAGCAGCUGGCCGCCAGUGUGCUACAGGCGCAGCGCGAAGUAUUGGAAUUGCCGGAAGGAGAUCCAUUGGUCCUGAAACAUAUAGUGCAGAGUGCUGCCAGUCUGUAUCCGUUGGUGUUUAGGCAUAUUAUUAAUCACCCGCAAGAUGGAGCGAUGUGGGAGAAUAUGACAGCAAUCAAACAAGCUAUCUUGCGACGAUGGGACUCAUCCCCUGCCCAGAUCAAGAUCUGUUGCAUCAAAUUUGUUCAGCGCGUUGUUCAGGUCCAAACCAAUGGACCGAUCGCGGACCCUAGACGACCUGACCAGAACGAAACUUCUCUUGCCAUUGUGCCUCGCAACCAUCCCGUUUUAUCACUCCCUAGCUUGGAGGCAGAAGCCUCCGGGCUUCUGGAUAGGCUCCUGUCUGCCCUACAAGAAGAGUCAAGCGACCCCCUCCUUGUGAACGCCACGUUAAACUGCCUGGCAGUCCUGGUCCGCAGUCGACAGUCGAUCGGAAAUAAAAUCAUCAAUGCUAUCCUGAAUUUCUUCCCUGCAAGACAAGUGCGCCCACCUAUAACUCCAGCUGUCCGGAUUGGUGUGAAAUCGAUGGAACGAACCGUCAGAGCCGUUCUGGAUCACAUAAUGAAAAGGAACGCCAGCCAUCCGUUGAUUCGUAAGAUGGAACAGCGAAGGAACGCACGUCUGGAUAUUGUCGACGAGGCAACAAGAAAACGCGCACCCCCUGCCGAACCAACGGACGGACUUGACAAAACAAAACGGACGAAACUUGACGCAGAAACGCCACCAUUGAUCAAGAUCCCGCCACUCCCCCCGGGACCAACCAGUUUUGCGCAGCUCUUCACCCUGACGGAAGAUGCUGGGCUUUCAGGUUUCGAUGUCAAGCAACUACCUCCUGAUCUGCUUGUCAAUAUGGUCGUCCCCCUUCUCGCUCGUGUAGACCAGUCAGCGUUGACUCAAUCUAUAGAUGCUAUUCGCAUGCGAUAUGAGACAAUUCAGAAGCGACAGGCGGCACAACCUCCGGCGGCGGCGGCAGCGGCGGAUGACGACGACGAUUACGAGCCCGAGUAUCAGCCGAUGGACGUUACAGAGCCGACACGCGAGCAGGCGGAUGCCGUGGCAACUGAAGUGGCAGAGAUUCAGCCGGACCUUGUGUCAUUGGGGCCUUUUGUCUUACCUCAGCCUCCUCCUCUGUCCGAAGACGAGGCCGCAGAAGUUGGCCGCAGUGCCGUGGGGAGAGUAUUUGGUAUGCUGGCGUCGAGUGCGGUCGCCUCCAAUCCUGCGAAGGGCAAGAGUCAGCAGCAGCCGGGCUUUGCGCGAUUAGCCGGGAGCACCUUCGAUCGAGAUGCCUGGGUUACUUUGCUCACCAGACUCGCAACGCGAGCUCCAGCAGGUCUGGAAACGGGAACAGGGAAAUUCGGGCAGGACGCAUCGAGUAGGGGCCAGGCAACAAUUUCGAAUACAAUUCGGGAGACUCUAUAUCGGUACAUCCUCGAGGACUUUCGCGGCCGGGUGAACGUGGGCAUCAUGUGGUUGAACGAAGAGUGGUACAAUGACCGGAUACAGAUGGAGUUCACUGCGUCGCGGCGGAGACCAGAGGAUGAGGAGGCGACCGUGCCACUGUUCUAUGAUCACUGGGUUCUGAGGCUUCUUGAUGGGUUCUUGCCCUACAUUGAUUCUCGGGACACCAAGAUCUUCAUCCGGUUCCUGAGCGAGAUUCCAGAAGUGACGAUUCCUAUCACGCAGCGGGUAGCUAGUCUCGCAAAGGACCCCGAGCGUGUCAAUCUAUGCGUCCAAUCACUAUUGUAUUUGAUUAUGUUUCGACCACCAGCCCGAGAAAUAUGUCUCAAUGCUCUGGAGCAUGUUUAUGAAACCUAUGAGGAAUCACGUCCUGCCGCUGGCAAGGUCUUGGCCAGGUGGCGUCCCAAGGAAGCACAACCGCAGGCUGAACAACAAACGACACUGGCAACUCGGGGUGCGACGACAGGAAACAGUGCGGCUCCUGUUGCUUGA
Molecule: messenger RNA, 2539 nt
Organism: Aspergillus homomorphus CBS 101889
Lineage: Eukaryota; Fungi; Ascomycota; Eurotiomycetes; Eurotiales; Aspergillaceae
Product: RNA-processing protein PTA1
Exons: 8
Coding region: 320-2539 (739 amino acids)
Cellular component (GO): mRNA cleavage and polyadenylation specificity factor complex
Source: RefSeq, a predicted model, not a curated record